AUGGAUGGUGGCAAUGGUUUGAACAUUCUGUAUGCUGAGACUCUCCUGGGGAUGGGCAUUCCGAGGUUCCAACUCAGUGAAAGCAACAUGCAAUUCCACAGAGUCAUCCCAGGGAAGAAGGCAAAUUCACUCGGGUACAUUGCUCUAGAUGUGGUUUUUGGUGAUUCCAAGAAUUUUUGCAAGGAGAAGUUGACGUUUGAGGUAGUGGAUUUCCACAGUGCCUAUCAUGUUGUUCUGGGCAGACCGCCAUAUGCUCGUUUCAUGGCCCGUCCAUGUUACACGUAUCUUAAGUUGAAGAUGCCCGGACCCAAGGGUGUGAUCACGGUCACUGGGAACAGGCAGAGAGCAGAGGAAUGCCUCCAGAAGGGGUCCAAGAUCGCUGACGAGCAAAUGGCAGUGGUGGAACUGGAGGAAUACAAGAAGAACGCUGAUCCGAGUGAUCUGCUCUGA
Aegilops tauschii subsp. strangulata is the source of this 450-nucleotide messenger RNA. RefSeq lists its product as uncharacterized. NCBI's taxonomy places the organism in Eukaryota, Viridiplantae, Streptophyta, Magnoliopsida, Poales, Poaceae. The record is from RefSeq and is a predicted model, not a curated record.